Molecule: messenger RNA, 690 nt
Organism: Parathielavia appendiculata
Lineage: Eukaryota; Fungi; Ascomycota; Sordariomycetes; Sordariales; Chaetomiaceae
Exons: 2
Coding region: 1-690 (229 amino acids)
Cellular component (GO): post-mRNA release spliceosomal complex; U2-type spliceosomal complex
Source: RefSeq, a predicted model, not a curated record
AUGUCAUCACACGCGACGUUAACCGCAGCAAGCGACGACCGCAAAGCGCGCCUCGCCAAGCUCAAAUCGCUCAAGCGCAAGCAGCCAACCGAAGGCGAAGCAGAACAAGCAGACGAAGCGCCAGCACCGCAAGGCGACGUCGCCCCCCCAGCAGCAACAACCACUACCACCACCACCUCCGCCACCCACUCCCCAACCCCACCCACCAACGACGUCGCCCGCCUGCAUCUUUCCGGACGCAACUACGACUUCGAGACCAAGGGCGCCAAGCUAGGCUUCGAAGCGCCGCCCACCCUAAACCUCGACAAGCCGACGCUGGAACAACAAGCGCAGGACCUCGAGGAGGAGUCCAGACGGCAGGCGGCGGUGGACGCGCAGGACGAUAAGGGGAUCGACCUGUUCAAGCUGCAGCCCAAAAAGCCCAACUGGGACCUGAAGCGGGAACUGAACCAGCGGAUGGCGGUGCUCAACGUGCGGACCGAGAAUGCCAUCGCGAGGCUGGUGCGGGAGAGGUUGGCCGAGAAGAAGGCUGUUGCCGAGGCGGCGAGGGGGAAUAAGACCAAGGCGGCGGUGGGAGGGAUGCUGGAUGGCGCGGCGAUUGUGGAGGGGAUGAGGGUAAGGGAAAGGGAAGAGGAGGAGGAAAAUCGGAGGGAGAGGGAGGCCGAGGCGGAGGAGUUUGGUAUGGCCUGA